Penicillium verrucosum is the source of this 291-nucleotide messenger RNA. RefSeq lists its product as uncharacterized. The transcript is spliced from 3 exons. Lineage: Eukaryota; Fungi; Ascomycota; Eurotiomycetes; Eurotiales; Aspergillaceae. The coding region runs from base 1 to 291 and encodes 96 amino acids. The record is from RefSeq and is a predicted model, not a curated record.
AUGUCUUCUCUUGUUACUGAUAGCCUGUUCGGGGUGAAGGGGUAUGUAGCAGUUGUGACAGGAGGCAGCAGUGGACUCGGCUUUAUGAUUGCCAAAGGACUUGUGGCAAACGGCGCCAAAGUGUACCUCGUUUCUUUACCAGAUGAUCCCAUUGACGAAAGGGUGUCCGAACUCAACGAACUUGGAGAGGAAGUUGGAGGAUCUGCAUAUGGAAUCCCCAGCGAUGUUUCCGACAAGCAAGCCAUCCAAGAUCUGGCCUCUCAGAUCGGCCAUCGAGAAAAAACACGUUGA